UUUCAUGACCAGGGAAAACGAGGAUUCUAUGGAGCGACCUCUUGGGUGCUAUAAGGAAAAAAAUAACAUAAGAAGAAGAAAUCAUCUCAAGAUAAGAAGAAAAAAAGAAGCGUCAACUCUCUAUUGCAUUUAAAUGCCCAUAUGAUCGUGGCCAUGACGGAGAAAGCAUCAAAAUGCCUGGAGUGUGGAAAGAGUUUCACUCGGAGGGAUCAUCUGCAGCAGCAUCAAAGGACCCACACUGGAGAGAAACCCUACACAUGCCUGGAGUGUGGAAAAAGCUUCGCUGAGAGUGGAAGUCUACGUUCGCAUCAAAGGACUCACACUGGAGAGAAACCCUACACAUGCUUGGAGUGUGGAAAGAGCUUCACUGAGAGUGGAAACCUGCGUUCUCAUCAACGGACCCACACUGGAGAGAAGCCCUAUACAUGCCUGGAGUGUGGACAGAGCUUCACUCAGAGUUCAGGUUUACAUUCACAUAAAAGGACUCACACUGGAGAAAAGCCCUAUACAUGCCUGAAAUGUGGAAAGAGUUUUGCUUGGAGUGUAAAGCUACGUUCACAUGAAAGGACUCACACUGGAGAGAAACCUUAUAAAUGCCUAGAGUGCGAAAAGAGCUUUGCUGAGAGCGGACAUCUGCGUUCACAUCAACGGACUCACACCGGGGAAAAACCCUAUACAUGCUUGGAGUGUGGAAAGCGUUUCACUGAGAGUGGAAGCCUACGUUUGCAUCAAAGGACUCACACUGGAGAGAAACCCUAUACGUGCCUGGAGUGUGGAAAGAGUUUCACUUAUAGUUCAGUUCUACGUUCACAUCAACGAACUCACACUGGGGAGAAACCCUAUACAUGCCUGGAGUGUGGACAGAAGUUCACUGAGAGUGGAAGCCUGCGUUCACAUCAAAGGACUCACACUGAAGAGAAACCCUAUUCAUGCCUGGAGUGUGGACGGAGCUUCACUCAGAGUUCACGUCUACGUUCACAUCAACGGACUCACACUGGGGAGAAACCCUAUACGUGCCUGGAGUGCGGAAAGAGCUUUGCUCAGAGUAGAAACUUACAUUUGCAUGAAAGGACUCACACUGGAGAGAAACCCUAUACGUGCCUGGAGUGUGGACAGAGUUUCACUUAUAGUUCAGGUCUACAUUCACAUCAGUGGACUCACAUGGGCAGGAAAUCUUAUACAUGCCUGGAGUGUGGAAAGAGUUUUGCUUGGAGUGCAAGCCUGCGUUCACAUGAAAGGACUCACACUGGGGAAAAACCCUAUAAAUGCCUGGAAUGUGGACAGAGCUUCACUCAGAGUUCAAGUCUACGUUCGCAUCAAUGGAUCCACACUGGGGUGAAACCCUAUAAAUGCCUGGAGUGUGGAAAGAGCUUUGCUCAGAAUGCAGUUCUACAUAAACAUCAAAGGACUCACACAGGGGAGAAACCCUAUACGUGCCUGGAGUGUGGAAAGAGCUUUGCUUGGAGUGGACGUCUACGUUUGCAUCAAAGGACACACACUGGGGAGAGACCUUAUAAAUGCCUGGAGUGUGGAAAGAGCUUUGCUGAGAGUGGACAUCUGCGUUCACAUCAACGGACUCACACGGGGGAAAAACCCUAUACAUGCCUGGAAUGUGGGCUGAGCUUCAUUCAGAGUUCAGGUCUACAUAGACAUCAGAUGAUUCACACUGGGGAGAAACCAGAGUGUGGAAAGAGCUUCUCAGAGUUCAAAUUUACAUAGGCGUAGAAUUCACACUGGAGAGAAUAGUGGUAUUUUUGUAUAAAUUUUUAUUGAGAGAUAGGAGAGAAAAUAGUAACAACAACAGUGGUAUUUGACACCUAAUAAUAAUAACACCUCCUGCCAUGCAGGAAAAGCUCAAUCAAAGUAUCCCUGACAGAUGGCAUGUGGAAAGAGCUUCUCUGAGAGUUGAAAUCUAUAUAGACAUUGGAGGCUGUGCCACCGGGGGGCGGGGGUGG
Messenger RNA from Anolis sagrei ordinatus, 1955 nucleotides. The record is from RefSeq and is a predicted model, not a curated record. NCBI's taxonomy places the organism in Eukaryota, Metazoa, Chordata, Lepidosauria, Squamata, Anolidae.